Ceratina calcarata is the source of this 1588-nucleotide messenger RNA. RefSeq names its product tubulin alpha-1 chain. NCBI's taxonomy places the organism in Eukaryota, Metazoa, Arthropoda, Insecta, Hymenoptera, Apidae. Bases 152 to 1504 code for a protein of 450 amino acids. The transcript is spliced from 3 exons. Gene Ontology annotation, cellular component: microtubule. Gene Ontology annotation, biological process: microtubule-based process. The record is from RefSeq and is a predicted model, not a curated record. Gene Ontology annotation, molecular function: structural constituent of cytoskeleton; GTP binding.
GCUUGCCCGUUGAUGCAUUCGUUUGGCGACGAGCACUUGGGAAAUUUCUGUGGUUGUUAGCGAGAGCUCCAUUACUUGCUUUAGCUAACUCAACGAUCCGGGUGCAGUUUUACUCUUUUCGCAAUUUUGGACAUCCAUUUUACAUUAAAAAAUGCGUGAGUGUAUUUCGGUUCAUGUUGGACAAGCUGGAGUCCAGAUCGGCAACGCCUGCUGGGAAUUGUACUGCCUGGAACAUGGCAUCCAGCCUGAUGGCCAGAUGCCAUCUGACAAAACCAUCGGCGGAGGGGAUGACAGCUUUAAUACUUUCUUUAGUGAAACUGGGGCGGGGAAACAUGUACCUAGAGCAGUUUUCAUUGACUUGGAACCUACAGUAGUUGACGAAGUACGAACCGGCACCUACCGUCAACUGUUUCAUCCGGAACAACUGAUCACUGGAAAAGAGGACGCAGCCAAUAACUAUGCCCGUGGUCACUACACGAUUGGAAAGGAGAUCGUUGAUCUCGUACUGGACAGAAUUCGAAAAUUGGCUGACCAGUGCACGGGUCUUCAAGGUUUCCUCAUCUUCCACUCCUUCGGAGGUGGUACCGGUUCCGGAUUCACUUCCCUGUUAAUGGAACGCCUGUCCGUCGACUAUGGCAAAAAAUCAAAGCUGGAAUUCGCCAUUUACCCCGCCCCGCAAGUUUCCACCGCUGUUGUCGAACCGUACAACUCUAUCCUUACCACGCACACCACUCUCGAACAUUCCGAUUGCGCGUUUAUGGUCGAUAACGAAGCCAUAUACGAUAUCUGCCGCCGCAACUUGGACAUCGAAAGACCAACAUACACAAACUUGAACAGACUGAUUGGCCAAAUUGUUUCCUCUAUUACUGCGUCGCUGCGAUUCGACGGCGCAUUAAACGUCGAUCUGACCGAGUUCCAAACGAACUUGGUGCCGUAUCCAAGAAUCCACUUCCCGUUGGUUACGUACGCGCCGGUCAUCUCCGCGGAGAAGGCAUACCAUGAGCAACUCUCUGUAUCAGAGAUAACUAACGCCUGCUUCGAGCCGGCAAACCAGAUGGUCAAAUGCGAUCCGAGACAUGGAAAGUACAUGGCCUGCUGCAUGCUGUACAGAGGCGAUGUCGUACCGAAGGAUGUGAACGCGGCGAUCGCCACUAUCAAAACUAAACGUACCAUCCAGUUCGUCGACUGGUGCCCGACCGGGUUCAAGGUCGGCAUCAACUACCAGCCACCGACUGUAGUUCCUGGUGGUGACCUCGCUAAGGUGCAGCGUGCUGUUUGCAUGUUGUCUAACACGACCGCCAUCGCGGAGGCUUGGGCCCGUCUCGACCACAAAUUCGACUUGAUGUACGCGAAACGCGCAUUCGUUCACUGGUACGUCGGCGAAGGUAUGGAAGAGGGUGAAUUCUCCGAGGCGCGCGAGGAUCUCGCAGCCCUCGAGAAGGACUACGAGGAAGUCGGCAUGGAUUCUGCCGAGGGCGAGGGAGAGGGCGCCGAAGAGUAUUAAAUAGCACGAGUGCUACGACUGUUUUAAUACGUUUUGUUUUUCUUCCUCUUUUUUUGUAAUAAAAAUUGGGCAAAUUGUCAUUGA